This is a messenger RNA of Schistocerca piceifrons (Central American locust), 764 nucleotides long. RefSeq lists its product as uncharacterized. Lineage: Eukaryota; Metazoa; Arthropoda; Insecta; Orthoptera; Acrididae. Gene Ontology annotation, cellular component: extracellular matrix. The record is from RefSeq and is a predicted model, not a curated record. The transcript is spliced from 4 exons. Bases 72 to 764 code for a protein of 230 amino acids.
CUCAGCCUCAGCACACAGGGUAGCAGGUGCAGUGGACUUGGAGCAGGACACCUCACAGGAAAGGAAACGACAUGGCUUCUAUCAAGGUGGCGCUGGCUGUGUGCUGUCUGUUGGCGGCUACCUCGGUCCGCGCGGCGCUGCUGCCCUCUGGCAACACGGGCUUCAGCCGAGGCAGCACCACCGGAGGCGGCAACGGCUACGGCGGCGCCGCGCCCCCAUCCGGCGGCUUCGGCGGACCCAGCGGCGGUGACAACGGCGCUCCGCAGCCGUACAACUUCCAGUACGAGGUUCGCGACCCGGAGAGCGGCAAUGACUACAGCCAGCAGGAGAGCAGCGACGGGCAGACGGUGACGGGCCAGUUCCAGGUGCUGCUGCCCGACGGCCGCAACCAGAUCGUGCGCUACUCUGCCAGCGACGCCACCGGCUUCGUGGCCGACGUGCAGUACGACGGCGGCAGCCCCGGCGGCAAACUUGUGAACAUGGCGGAAAAUAAUAACCCUGCUACAGUAGACGAGAAUGAAGGGGGAGAUUUGGAGAAAGUAAUACAUGCAGAUGAUGCCGUGGCUGGUGAAUUUAGUUUUGAUGCAUUACAAGCAAAUGAUAGUGGCUUGCCAGAUUCAGUGCAUGCUAAUUAUGGGACAGACAAGGAACAGAACACGGUGGAAACGGAUAUCAAGUUUACACCUUUUCGUGUUCAAAGGCUAAAAAGGGAAUCGAAGGUUGAACACUCCACUCCCAUUCCUAUUCGGGAGGGAAAAAAGUGA